UGUUCACCCAUCUUUGUAAGCAAAAGUACAAUGUUACCGACAUGAUAAGAGCAAGGUUGGUCACUUAUUAAUAUACGUGCACACUUUUCUGCUUCUUUCCGUGGCAGAUUCACUUUUUUCCUCGGAACAAAAGCUUCAACAUAGCAAAGAUAACCACUAACAUCUUAAGGGUCAUUGAUGGAAGCAGCUGGGAUUUUCACUGUUGGUGGAGCUAACUGAUUUUUUUUUAAUCACUUUGUGCUAUGGAAUUCAGUAAAUCCUUUUUGAAUCAUAAAGUAACUAAGUCCUCUCCUUCCCCUGCACUGUGUUGUGUGGAGACAGUGCCUAAAGAUGAACAAAAUUCUCAUGUUACAGCUUUUAAUUCAGGAGAUGGAUCUACCAAUUCCUGUAAUGAAUCGUCUUCAUCAACUACCAUCCGCGAUGUACAUAUAUCAAUGCGGUUAAUGGAGGACUUUCUUGAUCUUGCUAAAGAAAAUACAGAAAAGGAUCUUGAAACGUGCGGUAUACUCGGUGCCUUUCUGGAGAAAGGAACCCUCUAUAUGACUACACUAAUCAUACCGAAGCAGGAAUCAGCAUCUAAUUCUUGUAACGCUACAAAUGAGGAGGAAGUUUUCACAAUUUUCAAUGAAAGAUCCCUUUAUCCUGUUGGAUGGAUCCAUACGCACCCUUCUCAAAGUUGUUUCAUGUCAUCGGUGGAUCUGCACACUCAAUAUUCCUACCAGGCGAUGAUUCCGGAGGCAUUUGCAAUUGUAUUGGCACCAACUGAUACGUCAAGGAGCUGUGGACUCUUUCGCAUAACCGAACCUGAUGGGAUGAAUAUUCUAAAAAAUUGUCCGGAGAGAGGAUUUCAUCCGCACAAAGAACCAGAUAAUGGGAACCCUGUGUAUGAGCACUGCUCCAAUGUGUACAAAAACUCCAAUCUAAGCUCUGCUUGCAUCAGAAUCUACUCAUGAAAUGCACUUCUAAUCACAGAAAGUUGACAUUAUUACUGUGAUUAGUUAUUGCCUUUUUCGAAACUUGGAAAUUGACGCAAUACACAAUCUAAACAUUAAAAUGAGUAAUGUUUUGGCCGCAUGAAUUUUAAAUGAACAAGCAUAUAUGUGUUGAGACUUUGAGUUACAGUACCCAGAUUAGUCUUGUGCAUUUUGGUGUUGAUAUUGAUAUGUCUAGCUUCGGUCUCCAGCUUCUGCAACUCCUUCAUCUCGUUCUCAAGCACGUUUAAUAUCAUAACUAGCUAGAGUAUAUGGUGUUUCCCAUCUGAGCCAAGGCGAUAUCAGCAAGUGUCAUCAUUCCUUUAGAUGACAAACAUUGUAGAGUCUAAAAACAAUAAAACACAUGCCAGCUCCUCCAACUCCAUUGUGAAAUUAGAUCAAAUGCAUUUGUCACUUAUCAUCUUAUUUUAUUUUUAUAUUUACUGGUGUUGCUAGAUCAUAAACAAAAUUGUGGAAAUUAUAGAGGGAUUAAACUUAUGUGUCAUAUAAUGAAGUCAUGGAAAAUAGUGAUUGAACAGAGACUAAGAAAAAAUACUCAAGUCACUUUGAAUCAAUUUGGUUUUAUGCGCAAGAGGUCGACCAUGGAAGCGAUAUACCUACUACGACGGUCGAUGGAGCUGUAUCUAAUGGACUAACAAGACUUGCACUUAAUUUUUAUUGACUUAGAGAAGGUAUAUCAUAGAGUGUGCAGGGAGAUUUUGUGGAAAACCUUAGAGAAGAAAAGACUUAGAAAUGUAUAUAUUCGAACUAUCUAAGAUAUGUAUGAAGAGGUAUCUGUUGAAUAAACUUUAAUGUUAGAAUUAAUAGGUUUUAUUAAUAAGUUAAAUGGAGAGAUUUAGAAGGUCAAGAGACAGUAGACAAGUUAAUAGUAUUUACAAUUAUGUUUCCUAGAAUAUCAAAAGUUUCUGAAUAUGUAUAAAGACCAAAAUUGUACUCAAUAAAAAUACAGACGUUGCAAUUGA
This is a messenger RNA of Lathyrus oleraceus (garden pea), 1954 nucleotides long. RefSeq names its product AMSH-like ubiquitin thioesterase 2. Gene Ontology annotation, biological process: protein K63-linked deubiquitination. Bases 243 to 953 code for a protein of 236 amino acids. Gene Ontology annotation, cellular component: endosome; membrane. Gene Ontology annotation, molecular function: metal-dependent deubiquitinase activity; K63-linked deubiquitinase activity; protein binding. The transcript has 9 exons. Lineage: Eukaryota; Viridiplantae; Streptophyta; Magnoliopsida; Fabales; Fabaceae. The record is from RefSeq and is a predicted model, not a curated record.